This is a messenger RNA of Zonotrichia albicollis (white-throated sparrow), 2485 nucleotides long. Lineage: Eukaryota; Metazoa; Chordata; Aves; Passeriformes; Passerellidae. The record is from RefSeq and is a predicted model, not a curated record.
UUAAAUGUCAUUAUUUCUCCGUGUUCCUGGCAGACAAUUAGUGCCACUGCCUGCUCUCAUUGAUAUUCCAGCAGUGCCUCAGAUCACUCACUUCACAUCUCUUUUUUUUAUUUAUUUCUUUAUUUUUGUUUAAUAAUUUUGUUCCAUUCUGACAUCCUAGGGAGGAGCUGCCAGUCCCCAGCACCAGAGGAGGAGGCAGAGUCUGGAAAAUCCAUUCCCAAGAGCUCAGCCUUUCCUCAGCAAGCUGAGAGUCUCUCUAGAGUAUGUACAGAAAUCCAGGGAGCUGCUUGUCCAUGGAAAAGUUUAGCCUGAGCUGAUCUGAGUAACAAUUCCCCUCCUCAUUCCUCCUUCUUUUUCGUUAUUUUGUUUUAUGAACCACCAAGGUAAUGCAAGGAGCAGGAGGUGGGUUGAAAGUCAGGGAAUAAUUAAAUAGAAUUUCAGAAUUUCUGUGGUUUUUAUUGGCUGAAAUGUGUAUUUUUUAUUAAUAGAGAGGGGGAUCAUCUCAGGUGAUGAUGUCUUUCACAGGGACAUUCAAGGGAAUUGCAUUGUUCCCUUAAUUCACCUCCUGAUGGGACUGAAGAAUUCUUCACUCCUGAUUAUUUCCUUCCUCCUGCUCUUGAGGGAAGGUCAGAACCAGAGACCUCAGAUGCUGAGGGCAGAGCUGAAGAUGUUUGUGCAGGAUUUUUACAGAAAUCACCUGCAGAUGCAGCAAUUCAGGCUCCAGGAGGAAAAAUGCUUUUCUGCAGCACAGCACCACAGAGCAGUGGCAGAAACAAGCUGGGAGUGAAUCAGCUGAGCCAAAUGCCUGGAGCCAGUGUGGAUGCAGCACAAGAAGCGAUGCUGUGGGAGCCACAGGAAGAAUGCCAAGAAAAAGAUGUAUCAGUGGCAGAUAUUCAGGAUUUGUCCAGCAUCCCCUGUGAGCAGAACUUCCAGAGGGGUGUGGAGUGUAGGACGCCUCGGCCGAGCCACGCUCCCACCAGUGUCAGCACCCCCCUGGGCUCAGACGAAAAAUUUCCAUUAGCCUUUGAGAAAUACAAACAGUGCCGUGAAUUUUCUUCAGAUUCUUCCUUUUGUGGCUCUCAAGAGACCUCCUCCACACUGUUCAAGACUUUCACCACAGCCUGGGAAGGGGAGAGGAGCAUGGAAAUUCCAGUGGUGGCUCCAAGAAUUUGCCCAUUUGGACCGAAAGAGCCUGUUGGGUUGCCACCAGUUGCUUCAUCCCUGAGGAACACCAGGCAGGCACCUGCACUCUCAGAGGCAUCUCCCCCCUCCAGUGAUGAGCUGCCUCCACCAGCCCAAGAGCUGCUGGAUGAAAUUGGGCUCACUCCAGUCUGGAUGAUGUUUUGGAAAGAAUGCUCCAUGCAGUUCCUGGAGAUGAGGAGAUCCAAGAAGAGCCUCAGGGACACACUCUUGGAUGACAUCAAGGAUCAGAAAUCCCACCCCCAGCAGCAGCUGGCUCGAGCUCCACCCUUCAGGAAAAUUGUUUUGGAUGAGAGCUCUCUCCAUGAUUAAAACACAAGAGUGAAUAAAUUCUACACAUCACCUGCUUGCUGCUGCUUGCACAGUGUUUAGUGUGUGAAUUACAGCCCUUUUUGGCCACAUAAACACCUGUAAAGCUCAGAUUUCCUUGAACAGCAGCAGCAAGUUCAGAAGGAAACCCAGUGCUCUGUGUUCUGAAAUGUUUUGUACUGGUUUGAUGCCAUUGUUGCGUGCCCAGGCAGUGUCAAUGUGCAGAAGUGAGCUGCUUUUUUUUUUUUUUUUACUGUCACAUCCUUAUGAAACUGCUUUUUAUUCUGCAUGUGCACAUUUUCAUAAGCUAGAGAAUUCCUUGCUCUGUUGCAUUAUGCAGUUUUCAGAUUAAAGACAAAAUGAUUGUAAUUCUGUGGGCUGCUGGUGCUGCUCAGGCACUGAAAUGUUUCCAUGCUGGAGUGUUGCAGCCCAUGUAGAGUCUGUUUUUCCUUGCUCAUUAAAUUUAACAAGGUAAUUUCUUGUUUUCUCUUUACUUAGUGCUUUUGUGAUCUAGUGUUGAACUGAUUUGACUGAUUAAAGGGAUUAAUUGCUGUGCAAAAAGCUAAUGAGGAAAAGGCAGUGUUCUCCAGAGAUUGCAAGUGCAGCAAUAUGUUCCCUGCCAGCAUCAGACAAGAAUGUGGAAAAAAAUGUGGUUGUUAUGAAGAUACCUGGUGUUUAAUUCAACCACAUUUUGGGUAGGCCUCGUCCAAAAAAAACCCACCAAGAUCUCUGGACAUAAUUGAGUUUUGGAUGAGAAUUUUGAUAGGCACAGCUAUUUCAUAUUUAACACUUUUUUUGUGAUAAAUCCUGUUCAAGGUGCAGGAGUGAAGGUUGUCCUGUUCCCUGGGCUUUGAGCUGCUUUUGCACAUCUGGGAGUACCAAGUUUUGUAUUUUCAUUCCUGCUUUUGCAAGGAAAUGCUCCAAUUCUUUACCUGUUCAUUUGGUUAAACAACAUUAAUAAAAGUUUCCAAGGUUA